AUGAGUUUGCUAAGCAUCUGGCAGUACGAGGAAGAUUCAUACAAGGAAUCCAUCGAAUCGUUGAAGAAAGAGCUUCAAGAAUCCAAAGAAUCCGAGAAGAAACUGCAGGAUUUGUUGUUGAUUCAGACCAAAGAGUUGGAGAAAACCAAGGUUUCGCUCGAGGAAUCGAAGCUAGAAAUCAAGUCCCUCCUCGAGAGUCUCGAGAAACACGAGAGCUCGUCCGAGAUAGCCUCCCAGAGUUCCACCAGCGAUGAUCAUUCUUCGGCCGAAUCCCUCGAACACGAGCUUCGAGUCACGAAAUCAAACUUGGCUAAAACACAGGAGAAAGCCAAGAGUCUAGCCGAAGAGGUGAUGAUGUGGAAGAACGAGCUUCAACACACAAUCGAAGCCGAGGAAAACAACAAGAAAGCCAUGGAUGGUUUAGCUUCGGCAUUGCAGGAAGUGAUAAUCGAAUCGAAUCAAACCAAGGAUAAGCUCUCGUCAACAGAGGAAGAGCUCAAGAAGACUAAAAAGGAAGUCGAGGAAUUGAAGGUGACGCUGAAGAAAAUCAAGGAUCAAUGCGUGGACGAACGAAGAGAAGCCGAUCGACAAAAGAACAUUGCCGAGAGAUUAAGGGUAGAAGCUGAAGAAUCGAUCAUCGGAUGGAGUGAACAGCAGAAAGGGUUCGUCGAAUGCAUUAAAAAGGCUGAAUCAGAAAAGAAUCCCGCUCGAGAAGAGUGCAAAACAUUGAAGGAUUCCCUUAAAGAAGCAGAGGAAGCCAACAAUAAAUUCAAGGAAGAGAUUCAGAAACUAAGGGACAUAAUGAGACAGGCCUUAACCGAAGCAAAUGUAGCCAAAGAAGCAGCUAGUGCUGCUAAGGAAGAAAUUUCGAAACUCAAAGACGCACUCGCUCAAAAGGAAGAAGCUUUGAAAUUGCUUAACCAAGAAAACGAGAAGCGUGCGAGAAGCAAAGCAAGCGCACGCUCAAAAUCACCGGCGAGAGGGACCGCGUUGAUGACGAUGAAGCAGUACUCGGAAAUGGAUGAUUCCAAGCAGUGUAAGGAACAUAAUGACCAUGAUAAAGAAAGCGAACAACCUACACUAAGACCAAGAAGAUCGCCGUCACCGUUACCGGUUCUGGGGAGGACUGCAUUGUUAACGAUGAGGCGGUACUCAGAAACGGAGUAACA
Molecule: messenger RNA, 1169 nt
Organism: Hibiscus syriacus
Lineage: Eukaryota; Viridiplantae; Streptophyta; Magnoliopsida; Malvales; Malvaceae
Product: putative WEB family protein At1g65010, chloroplastic
Exons: 1
Coding region: 1-1167 (388 amino acids)
Source: RefSeq, a predicted model, not a curated record